Helianthus annuus (common sunflower) is the source of this 2110-nucleotide messenger RNA. RefSeq names its product exocyst complex component EXO70H1. The record is from RefSeq and is a predicted model, not a curated record. Lineage: Eukaryota; Viridiplantae; Streptophyta; Magnoliopsida; Asterales; Asteraceae. Gene Ontology annotation, biological process: exocytosis. The coding region runs from base 97 to 1962 and encodes 621 amino acids. The transcript has a single exon. Gene Ontology annotation, molecular function: phosphatidylinositol-4,5-bisphosphate binding. Gene Ontology annotation, cellular component: exocyst.
CCCCACAAUCCUCACGUUCAAAUAAUACAAUUCUCCACUCACCAAUUUAUUCACUCAAACUCUCAAACUUCUUCAUCUCCAAACAUCUCAAAACUCAUGAACAACAUGAAGACUUGUUUCUCACCAAAAAGAUCUUCAUCUUCUUUCAUAGCUCAUUACCCUUCCCCUUCACGUUUCACCUUACCAACUCCCUCUAGAAGCUUUUCAGACUCAGUGAUGAUGCAAACUCUAGAGGUAGCCGAGCCCAUGAUCGUAAAAUGGGAUCCGGAAGCCUCUACGUACGCGAAAGUCACCUCGUUGUUCUAUGAGAAUCGUGUAGAAGCUUUCGAGUUUAUCAAGCUUGUUAACAAGCUCCAUAAAGCUAUGCAUACACUAGCUGCUGAGAAUUCUAACUCAGAGUUGUUAAUAAGAGCCCAACAACUCAUGCAAAUCGCUAUGAAGCGGUUGGAGAAAGAGUUUUACCAAAUUUUGUCAAUGAAUCGAGCACAGUUAGACCCUGAAUCCGUUUCCAUUCGCUCGUCUAGGACAUCUACAAGAUCGAGUUUAUCGGAUUUUGCUGAUGAAUCUGAUGAAGAUGUGGGACAAUUACUUGGUGCUGUUGAAGAUGAUGCUGAAGGAGUUAUGAAAGAUCUUAAACUCAUAGCAGAUUGCAUGAUUUCAUCCGGGUAUGGUAAAGAAUGUGUGAAAAUAUACAAAAUCAUACGUAAAUCGAUAGUUGAUGAAGGUAUAUACAAACUCGGGGUAGAGAAAAUGAAGCCUAAUCGAGUUCAUAAACUCGAUUGGGACGUUUUGGAUCUCAAGAUUCGAAACUGGCUCGAAGCUGUGAAGAUUGCUGUGAAAACAUUGUUUAACGGAGAGCGAAUUCUAUGUGAUCAUGUUUUCUCUUCAUCUGAUACGAUUCGCGAGUCCUGUUACGCGGUGAUUACUAAAGAAGGCGCUUCGAUUUUGUUCGGGUUUCCAGAAAAUGUAGCGAAAAACAGUAAGAAAUCGCACGAAAGGAUCUUUCGCACACUCGAUAUGUACACUGCUAUAGCUGACCGGUGGCCAGAGAUCGUCUCCAUCUUCUCGUUUCCUUCAACGUCUAUCGUCGUUAAUCAAGCGCUCAAUUCGUUGACAAAGCUUAGCGACUCGGUUAGACAAGAUCUAACCGAGUUUGAAUCGUUUCUUGCGAAAAAAUCAGUGAAAACCAUCGUCCCGGGUGCAGGAGUUCACAAACACACAAUCGACACGAUGAACUACCUCUCGCUCCUUGGCGAUUAUGGCGUGUUGUCAGAUAUCCUGUACGACACGCCACCACCUGAAAACUCCUUCAUGUCUGAAUCGUUUUUCGACAGCUCACCCGCCCCAGCGGUCUCGCUAAAGCUAGCAUGGUUCAUUUUUAUUCUCAUUUGCAAACUAGACGAUACCGCUAAGCAUUACAAAGACGUCUCGCAGGCGUAUUUAUUCCUCGCGAAUAACAUCCAACACAUCGUGUCGAAAGUCCGCUCAUCAAACUUGCGGUACCUUCUCGGCGACGACUGGAUCAAUAAACGCGAACAGGAGGUCAAAAAGUUCGCGGUUAGCUACGAACGAGUCGCGUGGAGCCACGUGGUUGACGCGGUUCCUAAAACAGUAACGGAGAUGACUCGAGAACAAGCAAGAGAUCAUUUUAAAAACAUUAACAUAAGAUUUGAUGAGACGCAUCGUAAGCAGUUGCCCUUCGUGAUCCCGAACAGUAAGCUGCGUGACGAAAUCAAACUUUCGAUAGCCGGAAAACUUUUGCCCGCGUAUAGAGAGUUUUACAACGCGUAUAGAGUUGAGAUGGCGAAAGAUAGACGAUUCGCGGGAGUUGUGAAGUACACGCCUGAGGAUUUGGGGAACGCGCUUUCGGACCUGUUUUUUGGGUCGGGUCGGGGGUCGAUGUCGACAUCUGGGUCGGGGUCAUCAAUAUCAUCCGAGUCAAGAACGUCGUUGUCUCGAUGAAGGACGUUGCUGUUAGGUUGUUAUUAUUAAAUGCAAUUUUGCACAACCCCUGUAUUCUUGAAGGGGUGUAUGUGUAAUUAUAACCCAUGCAUGAAUGCACUCGGGUCGGGGAUAUGAAAUGAAAUUGUAUCAAUUCCGUUAUUAAAAA